Molecule: messenger RNA, 1314 nt
Organism: Malassezia restricta
Lineage: Eukaryota; Fungi; Basidiomycota; Malasseziomycetes; Malasseziales; Malasseziaceae
Product: nucleolar protein 53
Exons: 1
Coding region: 1-1314 (437 amino acids)
Biological process (GO): ribosomal large subunit assembly; rRNA processing
Cellular component (GO): nucleolus
Molecular function (GO): 5S rRNA binding
Source: RefSeq, a predicted model, not a curated record
AUGUCCCAAGUCACGGAUGGGCUGGGUCGACCGGCGCAAUACCGGCAGGCAUCGCGCAAGGGCAAAAAGGCAUGGCGCAAAAACAUCGACUUGAUUGCGACAGAAGCCGCGCUCGAGGAUCUGCGGGAGCAGGAACGAGCGGAAGGCGUUCCCGCUCACAAGCGAUCCAACGCCGAGCUCUUUAUGGAAGACCGGUCCGGACAGGAAACGACGCUGGCGCGGCAGGCACGCGAGAAGCGCAAACUCAAAUCUCAAGAAAUUCUCGCGCACCGCAGUGCCGUGCCGGCCAUGCAGCAAAAGGCGCGCUCGUCGUUCCAGUUGCCUGACGACUCGUCUGCGGCCAAAGCCGCCGCCGCAGGUCUACCGCCCAAGUUCAAGAAGCGGCUGCGUAUGCUGGCGUCGCGGCCGCAUGAGGGUGUUGAGGGAGAGACAGAGCGUGGUCGUGCGGGGCGGCUGCAAAGUGAUGCUGUUCUGGCAGAGAAGCAUGACCUGUGGGGCGAGGCGCCCAAGACGCGGCAGAAUGACUGGAUCGCACCUGCCGCCAAAGAUCCAGUGCAUCGCCCGCGAUCCAUGCAGCAUGAACCGUAUGCGGCCGCGCGCUCGAUGCCUGCCGUGUCUGUACCGCACCCUGGCACGUCAUACAACCCCGACUUUGACAGCCACGAGGCGCUAGUCCAGACGGCGUACGAGAAGGCCAUGGCGGCUGAGCUGGAUGAGCAACAGGCGCAAGAACUUCAUGCAAAAUGGAAGGGCGUCACACAAGGUGUGCCUCUUCCUCUUGAUCUGCCUCUGGAUGUGCCCGAGGAAGGCGGCGAGGACGGCGAGGACGACGAGGAGGUCCAGGACGAAGGAGCUGCUCCCAAGAUGCCUGCCCGCAAGACGGCCGCCCAGCGCCGACGCGAAGCACGCGCCAAGGAGCAAUAUACGCUGGCUCAGCAGCGCCGCAAGGAGCGUCGAAUCCAGGGCAUGAUAUCUGAGCUGCCGAACCAGAUGAAGCAGGCGAAGCGGGACGCCCAGACCCGUGCCGAACUGGUGCAGCAGCGGCGGCAGCAAAAGGAGGAGCGACUCCAGAGCCAGGGCAUAGCUGGCACACGUAUCGGCAAGUACGCUGUGCCGUCGCAGCGUGUUGACGUGCAGACGGGCGACGAGCUGAGCGACAGUUUGCGGCGACUCAGGCCGGAGGGCAACCUGUUCUGGGACCGCUUCCAAAGCCUCCAAGCUCGUGGCUUGGCCGAGGCCCGGAAACCUGUGCUACCGAUGCGCCAGCGACGCAAGCUCAAGACGUACGACCGACACUCGUUCAAGCGUGAUUGA